AUGGCUGGCCUGCGCGCGGCUAGAGGGGCUGGCGCGGCCGCCGACGACCUCGCGCUGCUGGUGCGCGCGGCGGUCCGCGGCGCUGUGGACGGCGGCGCGCCGCGCCGCACGGUCGCCGCAGUGGCGCGCUCUGCAGUCUCGGCCGCCGCGUUCGCGGCGCGGCCGACGACGCAAGCGCGCGCUGCAGACGACCGACGUGACGAUCUUGCUGCUGAUGCCGUUGGCGAUGCCGCUCGCCCAGCUGGUGCCUCCGCGGAGGCGAAGCGGGCGCGGCGUCGGCGCCGCCGCGCGGCGCGCGCGGCUCGCAAGCAGCAGGAGAUGACCGACGGCGGCGUGACGACGGCUGGUGCUGGCAGUACUGGUGCGGGCCUGGGGCUCGCCCUGCUGCCCACGGCGAUGGCGGUCGACGGCGCCGACGACGAUGACCUCGCCUCGUUGGUCGACGACUCCUGGGCUGACAGCCUGCCUGUCGGCGGGCGGCGGCGGCCUGGGCGGGGGCGCGAGGGCGGGUGGGUCGCGGAGGCGGUGGCUGCUGGCGCGGGCGGCACGGGCUCUGGCCUGGCCGCCGCGGCGGCCGCUCCCGCGGACGCGGCGCUGGCCCUCGCGAGGGCCCCAGGCGGGGCGGCGGCGGCGGAAGCGGCGGAUCUCGCUCGCGGAGUGGGAGGAGCUGCUGGAGCUGCUGCGUGCGGCCUCGAGCGCGCCGGCCUGGCUGGCGGUGCCGAGCCACGGCGGCGCGGGCCGAGGCGCGCACGGGCGAAGGCGCAGGCGGAGGCGGCGAGGGCGGCGGCGGAGCUGGGCGCGGCGCUCGCGGGGGCGGCGCCUGCUGGCGGCGGAGCUGCUGCCUCGGAAGGCCCUGGGGAGGUCUUCGAGCGUGCCGACGGCCUCCUUCGGCAGGCGCCUGGCUACGGGCCUCAGCUCAGCGUGCAGCUUCGGCAGAUGCUGGAGUCCGUGAGCUGGAGGCCCGCCAGCGCCGUGUGA
Messenger RNA from Prorocentrum cordatum, 978 nucleotides. NCBI's taxonomy places the organism in Eukaryota, Dinophyceae, Prorocentrales, Prorocentraceae. The record is from the annotation of a GenBank genome assembly.